AUGGUCGAGGAGGCGCCACCACCCGGCAGUUCGGUAGCAGCUCAGAAGGCUUCUCCACCCAAACGCUCGCGGGCUGACUCAGAUAGCUCAGCAUCCGUCGACUCUACGCGAUCUGUACGGACGCUGGCUCCAGAUGAUCUCGAGUACGUCUUUGAGAAUGGCCGUACUUAUGGCAAUGACACAUAUUACAUGCCUGGGAUAGACAUGCCCAACAAUGAUUUCAGGGCGCAAGAUUACCUAGCGAUACACAUCCAAGUCUUCGUGCGCGCACUUCAAGGGAAGACUGACAACCCACACGUUUGCUGCCGUCGACAAGAAGGAUCCCUGGAUCUUGGUACUGGGCCUGGACAUUGGGCUGUCGACAUGUCUCGUCAGUACAACGCGGAGGUCGUUGGCAUCGAUAUGACUGAAUGGGACUUGGACGCCCACCGAAGGAUGAUUUGGGAACUGGACGACCUGGAUGUAUGGGCGAGGGAACCUGACAUCGAAGACCUGACGGCGCAACUGGGACAGUUCGACUUUUUCACAGAGCCGUUCAACCGCAAUCCGAUUGAUCCAUCGUCGCGGACCGAACCAGCUGCUGAUCUCGGCACGCUUCAGGACACGGCACACACUUCUGUCGAAUCUCUACUAAACCUGGUUACUCGCCCAGAGCCAGGGUGGCAUUUCAGCGAUGCGUACGAGUUCAUUCAUCUAAGGAAUAUGAAGGGCGCGUUCACGCACUGGGAGGAAGUCUAUGCCGAGAUUUACAAGAGUCUAUCGCCAGGCGGAUGGGUCGAGAUUGCAGAUUGGGAUCUUGGCCAGGUACCUCCCUUGUCUUCGCCAACAACUGGUACGCCCUCGGUGCUCCCAUUGCCGACCCUUCGCAAAAUCUAUGCGGCUGGGAUAGAGGCGUCUUUCAAAUCUGGCAGACCCCUGGGGACCUUCUACAUGCACCCCUCUUACCUCGAAGAAGCUGGAUUCACAGACAUUCAGACGACGCAUGUCAAUGUUCCAGUCGGGCAGUGGCAUCAAGAUGAAGCGCAAAAGUCGAUUGGAAAGCUAAUGCUAGUCGUGGUCAUGGAGACUUUUGAACUGGGACUGCCGCGUUUGUUGACCAAGUGGGGAGACAAGGAGAAAGUAUGGACUAUUGAGGAGAUUCAGGAAGCGCUGGAGCUUGCGCGACAGGAGAUUUUGGACUGGAGUGAAAAGGCAGAGAAGGGCGAAGUGGAGGGCUGGUGUGCGAGCUUGAAGUGGAUCACUGGGAGGAAGAGCUGGCAUGCUUCCUUGGUGCCGCUGCGCGGUUCCGGCAGGAUAUAUUCUGGUAUGCUUCCUAACUCUGGACCACGUGAGACUGAGCCAAUUGACGAGAAGGCGCAGCUCCAAUUCUUCGCCCAACCUUUCCACCGCAUGUUCUUCCUCGACAACCUGUCCAUAUCCUACCCCCAUGCCGAAGUCGAGCGCGUCUCCGUGUUAUGGCUCUUCAUCUACGCCGGCGCCCUCCCCCUCACCACCCUCAUCCUCUGGGCCCUCCUCCUGCGCCCCUCGCCGCACAAAGCGCACGUCACCCUCCUCGGCUGGCUCGUCUCCAUGCUCCUGACCCUCUUCAUAACCGACGUGAUCAAAAACGCCGUCGGCCGCCCUCGCCCCGACCUCAUCGCGCGCUGCAAACCCGCCCCCGGCACGCCCGCCCACACCCUUGUUACCUGGGAAGUCUGCACCGAGACGAACCACCACGUGCUGCACGACGGGUGGCGCAGCUUCCCCAGCGGGCACUCCAGCUUCAGUUUCGCCGGCCUCGGAUACCUGAGUCUGUGGAUCGCGGGGCAGUGCCAUGUUUACCGGCCCCGGGCUGACCUCGCGCGCGUGCUGGUGGCAUUGGCGCCGCUGCUGGGCGCGGCACUGAUUGCGAUAUCCAGGUGUGAGGAUUAUAGACAUGAUGUGUGGGAUGUUAGUGUGGGUAGUUUGUUGGGGCUGGGCGUUGCGCAUGCGACCUAUCGCAGGUAUUAUCCGGGUUUGGGGAGUAGGGGGUGUGCGGAGCCGUACAAGAAUCCGGCGGAUGAGGGGGGCAAGGGGUGGAAGAGGGUUGAGGACGAAGAGGUGGCGAGGGGCGUGGGGGAGUUUGAGUUGGAGGAAUUUAGUGAGGAGGAGGAUGGGGGUAGGGGGCGGCGGUGA
Parastagonospora nodorum SN15 is the source of this 2154-nucleotide messenger RNA. RefSeq lists its product as hypothetical. Gene Ontology annotation, biological process: phospholipid metabolic process. The record is from RefSeq and is a predicted model, not a curated record. The transcript has 6 exons. NCBI's taxonomy places the organism in Eukaryota, Fungi, Ascomycota, Dothideomycetes, Pleosporales, Phaeosphaeriaceae. The coding region runs from base 1 to 2154 and encodes 717 amino acids. Gene Ontology annotation, molecular function: phosphatidate phosphatase activity.